This is a messenger RNA of Pteronotus mesoamericanus, 2203 nucleotides long. RefSeq names its product secreted protein acidic and cysteine rich (gene SPARC). Bases 149 to 1060 code for a protein of 303 amino acids. NCBI's taxonomy places the organism in Eukaryota, Metazoa, Chordata, Mammalia, Chiroptera, Mormoopidae. The record is from RefSeq and is a predicted model, not a curated record. Gene Ontology annotation, molecular function: protein binding; collagen binding; calcium ion binding. Gene Ontology annotation, biological process: anatomical structure development. The transcript has 10 exons.
GCGGUGUGGAGGGGGAGACAGACCCAGCCCAGAGCUCUGAGUGGUUUCCUGUUGCCCGGCUCUAAACCCCUCCACAUUCCUGCAGACCUUCAGACUGCCAGAGCGCACUCAGCCCGCUGCCUUCCUGCCACUGAGCGUUCCUGGCGCCAUGAAGGCCUGGAUCUUCUUUCUCCUUUGCCUGGCCGGGGGGGUCCUGGCAGCCCCUCAGCAGGAAGCCCUGCCUGAUGAGACAGAGGUGGUGGAGGAAACCGUGGCUGAGGUGUCCGAGGUGCCUGUAGGAGCCAACCCCGUCCAGGUGGAAGUAGGAGAAUUUGAGGAAGGUGCUGAGGAAGUUGCAGAGGAGGUGGUGGCUGAGAACCCCUGCCAGAACCAUCACUGCAAACACGGCAAGGUGUGCGAGCUGGAUGAGAACAACACCCCCAUGUGCGUGUGCCAGGACCCCACCAGCUGCCCUGCCCCCAUCGGCGAGUUUGAGAAGGUGUGCAGCAAUGACAACAAGACGUUCGACUCUUCCUGCCACUUCUUUGCCACCAAGUGCACCCUGGAGGGCACCAAGAAGGGCCACAAACUCCACCUGGACUACAUCGGACCCUGCAAAUACAUCCCCCCCUGCCUGGACUCCGAGCUGUCUGAGUUCCCUCUGCGCAUGCGGGACUGGCUCAAGAACGUCCUGGUCACUCUGUACGAGAGGGAUGAGGACAACAACCUUCUGACCGAGAAGCAGAAGCUGCGGGUGAAAAAGAUCCAUGAGAACGAGAAGCGCCUGGAGGCUGGAGACCACCCUGUGGAGCUGCUGGCCCGGGACUUCGAGAAGAACUACAACAUGUACAUCUUCCCCGUGCACUGGCAGUUCGGCCAGCUGGACCAGCACCCCAUUGACGGGUACCUGUCCCACACCGAGCUGGCCCCACUGCGCGCGCCCCUCAUCCCCAUGGAGCACUGCACCACCCGCUUUUUCGAGACCUGUGACCUGGACAACGACAAGUACAUCGCUCUGGAUGAGUGGGCCGGCUGCUUCGGCAUUAAGGAGCAGGAUAUUGACAAGGAUCUCGUGAUCUAAAUCCACACCUCUGUCCGCAGUACCGGAUUCUCUUCUUUAACCCUCCCCUUCCUGUUUCCCCCAAUGUUUAAAAUGUUUGGAUGGUUUGUUGUUCUGCCUGGGGACAAGGUGCUAAUAUAGAUUUAAGUGAACACAUUAACGGUGCUAAAAAUGGAAAUUGUAACCCAAGUCAUGACACUCAUAGUUGUAACUCUGCCUCUUGCUUACCCACUAACAGUCCCAUUUUUCCUCUGGCCAUUGGAAGCACUGACCAUCUCCUAGUGGCAAAUGGCUGGGAACUUUGAUCUGCUCACAUCUGCCUUCAGCACAUACUGCAUCUUCAGAUUUGCUCUAUUCCUCUGUUUCAAACUAACGCUCACCAAGUCAAACUUUUUGUGUUGAUUUUAUUUCAGGGUGUUGGCUGUGGGGGUAGGAAUGGGGUUCUUCCCCACGUGGCCUGAAGGUGGGCAAAGGGAAGUAAGUGACAAUGUUUCUGGGACUAGAGGACCAGUGGUGGGAAAAACCCCAGGAAAACCCACCAACCAGAACAGCCAAUCACCAGUCCUGUUUGCGUGGGUCUGUACUGAAAGAACCUGAGACUCUGUUAGGAAGGUAUAUAAGCUCUCGUUUAAACCUGGUUCCUCUCUGUUUCCUCCAUCAUCUUUCAGUGCCUUUUUUUUCACCUUAGGCUGUUUGUUCAAACUUUUGGGAGCCGUGGACCACCAGUUCUCUGGAACCCACCAAGUCUGGUGGGCUUCUCCCCCGCUAACUGUCUUUGGGAGAGGCAGGACUGGGAAGCUGUUUCAGCCUGGAAAGCCAAAAUCAAGAGUGAGGUGUAGAAAGUUGCAAAAUAGAAAAAGUGGAGUUAAUGAAUUUGUUUUGUUUUCUGAGGGGUUUUUUUCCUUUUCAUUUUUGGAUGGCUGUCAUGAGGGAUCUUUCCCUCAGUUUCUAGCAUGUUCUUCCUUUUCUCCCCUCCCUCCUUUUCCAUCUAUUAAUCAAGGGAUACUUCGAAGUCAAUGGGAUGGCCAGAUCUCACAGGCUGAGAACUCGUUCACCUCCAAGCAUUUCAUGAAAAAGCUGCUUCUUAUUAAUCAUGUAAACUCUUGCCAUGUUGUGGAGAGUUUGACAAAUCUUUCAAAAUAAAAGUAACGACUUAGAAACUGC